CCCAAUCCACACACCAAAAUAUUAGACUGUCGUGUCCCUCACACACUCGCUAGAGUUAAAAAGACUUACGAGAGUGAAGGAUAGAAGAAGAAAGAAAAGGGAAAGUCAAUUGAAAUUUUUUUUUUAAAUGGGAAAAUCCACUUCCUGUUUCAAACUCAUCACUUGCGGCAGCGAUUCCGCUGAAAAAGACGACGCCAUUGAUGCCCCUGAGUUUAAGUGCUACUGAUGCCAUUGGUGACUGGAAAUGACUGACAAGUUGCAAUUUCUGAAGUCUUAAAAUGUGUUUUAAAGAGGAACUGUGAGAAUAAGAGAUCAAGUGACAAAAAGGGAUGGAGUUUUCGGAAGAGAUCUGAACGGCAUCGAGUGCUUAGCAACUCUGUGAUACAAGUAACUACCACUACAGGACUUAAGGAAAGUCAAGACUCUGUUGGCUUUGAGUUUCAACAGCAAGAUGUCUCGGUUGCUUCUGAGAAAACCUCCACUGUUCAGUACACUGAAGAGAAACCUCAGCUGAUGACACCAAAAGAGUACAUUGAAGAAAAAUCCCAGUUGCUGGCACUAAAAGAGUACACAGAAGAAAAAUCUCACUCGCUGACGCCUAUAGAACUUGCUGAAGAAAAAUCUCAGUUGCUGGCACCGAUAAAAUGCACUGAAGAAAAAUCUCAGUUAACCCCAGAGCCAGAGGAAUCGAAAGUGCCUGAACCUAUUACUGCCACUACAAAUGAGGCUGAAGAUGAUUUCAGCCUAGAUGAAUCUGUUGUUGUAAUCAUCCAGACUGCAAUCAGAGGGUUUUUGGCACAGAAAGAGCUAGGAAAGCUUAAGAAUUUAGUAAAGUUGCAGGCUGCUGUGCGUGGGCACUUGGUCCGAAGGCAUGCUGUGGGGACCUUACGGUGUGUUCAAGCCAUUGUCAAAAUGCAACUUCUUGUUCGUGCUCGCCAAUCUCAAGAAGGAUCUUAUGUGGAAAAGCUGGAUGGCAAGCACCAAGGAGUCAAUCAAAGAUUGCAGGGAAACUCAGCAACCAAAAAGAACUUGACUUACAAUUCCAUGGAGAAGCUGCUUAGUAAUAGGUUUGCUCAUCAGCUGAUGGAUUCGACUCCCAAGACCAAAACUAUCCACUUCAAGUGUGAUUCAUCUAAACCGAAUUCUGCUUGGAGCUGGCUGGAGAGGUGGAUGUCAGUGUCAUCAUCUGAAAAGGCAUCAAAAGCAGAGUUACCUAUUGAACAACCAGAACAAAAGAAAACUGAAGAUUGUGACUCUCCACGUACUCCUGCAGUUCCAUCUGAAAAUAUUUCUGCGUCAAACGAACCAAAGCCUCAAGUAAGGGAGACAAUGGUUUCAUCAGAGAGUGAAGAUAAUCUGAUCACCUAUGAUGCAGCCAACUUUAAGUUUGAGGCAUGCCAGCCAUCUUCCUUGUCAGUAACGGAUGAUUCUGAACAACCUCAAAUUGACAGUGCAAUUAAAUCUGAUCUGAAAGAGACCUCUCCCGAGAUGAACUCACAAGGUCAAACAAUGCAAAUCAGUGCACAUUCUCAAAUAGAGGUCCAUUGUCUUUCUAACAAGCCUGAAACUGGGAGUGAACAACCCAAACAUUCUAUGGAAAGAUUUGCUUCUGAACAUUUGGAAACAGAGGCAAAAAAAUUUGUAUUUGGUUCAAAAAGGACAAGUAAUCCUGCAUUUAUUGCUGCACAAACCAAAUUUGAGGAGUUGAGUUCAACAGCCAAUUCAAGUAGAUCAAUUAAUUCAUCCUACCAAGAUGUUAGUGUUGAAUCAAACUUGGACACUGUGCCUUCUGGGGCAGAUAUGAUAAGCAGGUCAAAGGAGCCAAGCAUCUCAGAAAAUCCAGUCCUCAACAAUUGGAGGGUUCAACAUGGUGGCUCCGAAUGUGGAACUGAGCUUUCUAUUACUUCCACUCUUGAUUCACCUGAUAGAUCAGAAGCUGGAACCUUAGAAUAUGAAAAUGCAACCAAAGUUUCUGAGCAAGAAAACUGUACUUCUAAGAGUACAAAGGACUUGGAUGUUAAAAAUAAUGAUACAGUUGCAAUCCCAGUGCCUGAUUCUUCUCUACCUGUUGCCCAUCAGCCUGAGAAACUUGAUGAUUCUAAAGGGGGGUUGGCAAAUUUAAUUGUUGCAGACUUCCCUCAAGUAGAGCAGGAGCUGCUGAAAAGCGCAUCUAAUCUGCAGAGAGAACAGGAUCCUAUGAAAAAUCAAGCGUACAGGUCAUCCCCUGAAGUCUCUCCCCGGAGCCAUAUGACUGUUCCAGAAUCUCAAGGAACACCUUCUAGUGAGGUAUCAGUGAAAGCUAAAAAGGAAAAAACUGACAAGAUCAGUGAAAAACGCAAGUCCUUGUCUGCAGCCAAGGGUUCUCCAUCAACUCCAGCUGCAAGUACCAUGGAAGAAUUGCCCAAAGAUCAGAAAAAUGGGAAGAGACGCAAUUCUUUUAGUUCAACAAGACCUGAGAACAUUGAUGAGGAGCCAAGGGAUAGUAACAGUAGCAAUCCUCUCCCCCGUUUCAUGCAAGCCACAGAAGCUGCAAGAGCUAAGGUUAAUACAAAUAACUCACCAAGAUCAAGUCCAGAUGUGCAAGAUAGAGACAUUUAUAUCAAGAAGAGACAUUCCUUACCAGGUGCAAAUGGGAGGCAGGGUUCUCCAAGAAUCCAGCGAUCCUUAUCUCAAGCCCAGCAGGGUGCAAAAAGAAAUGGUACCAAUCCUACUCAGGAGAGAAGAUGGCAAAGGUGAAGGCUUAUCUAGAGUACCACGGCAUUCAACCCUUCAGAUUGAGAAGUGCGUUGAUUGUUGUUCUUAUUAUCGAGUUUUAUCCCAUUGAAUUUCACCACAUCAUUUGAGAUAUAUAAAUAUUUAUAGAGUGGAGUAAAAGAUUUCUUGUAUAUUAGCAGUACUAAGAUCAUUGUUGAUUUUUUUUUUCCUGUAUUUUCGGCCUGGGAGGUAUGCUAUUGUGUAUUUUGAUGAACCGUGUUUGGUGUGAUAUUAUUGAGGUUUGCCACGACAUGUUUUUUUAGAUGUCUGUUCGGAGUUUAAGACAAUGACUGGUGAAGCGGAUAGCUUUAGAAAAGGGCUUUCCUGUAAUAAUUUGGCCGUUCUCUGUUGUUUCAUUGGCCACUAUUUCCAGGACUAAUUUUUAUUCUUAUUUUGUUUUCAGCUCCAUUGGUUAAUUCUAUAAAUUUAUUUUCAUUUUAGAA
Gossypium raimondii (Peruvian cotton) is the source of this 3197-nucleotide messenger RNA. RefSeq names its product protein IQ-DOMAIN 32. The transcript is spliced from 7 exons. Gene Ontology annotation, molecular function: protein binding. The coding region runs from base 514 to 2736 and encodes 740 amino acids. The record is from RefSeq and is a predicted model, not a curated record. NCBI's taxonomy places the organism in Eukaryota, Viridiplantae, Streptophyta, Magnoliopsida, Malvales, Malvaceae.